GAUUUAGUGUUUCUAUAUUUAUGUAAUUGUGUGUGUGUGUGUGUGUGUGUGUGUGUGUGUGUGUGUGUGUGUGUGUGUGUGUGUGUGUCGCUCAUCUUCUUGCACGCACUACCGUGGGGCAGUAGAGCCGGAAAUCUGGGCAUUUUCUAAUCUUCAGCACGUGGAGGUUUGACUACAAAACGACUUUUGACUAUAUAAAAUUUCAUUUUACAAAUAAACUGGUUCACCAGCGACAGACUGACCUUACUGCACGCGCACGUUUGAUGCACGAGUUAACGGGGCUCCGUCUCGCGCUCCGUUUCACCUUCAGCUCGAGCCGAUGUCUCGUGUUCCAACCCUGUUGCGCGUGUAGUACCGACGUCUCACGCGCGGGUUCGGUUUGGGCAAAUCUAAGAUAGAACAUUCGUAUAGUUUUUUUCUCUUUUCUUUCCGUAUUUAUUUCUUUAUAAUUUUUGUUUGUUUGUUUGUUUUUUGUUGUUGUUGAACACACGCCGUUAUUAGAGCGCGUGCGCACGGAUUGAAUGUAUGUCAGUAUGAAUCAGCGCACGCGGGAGUCUCAUGCUCCGUCUAUUCUGACGCUGAUCAAAUGUCCUUGUCAUGCUCACGUUAACGGGACACAAGCCGCUGCCAUAUUAAGUCGGGCUUAACAAACGAGCGCGCGAACGGAGCAUCAGCACCGAGCAGAGGAGCAACACGCGGGAGGUUCGGCUGCUGGUAACAAAGGGCUUUCUCUGCUGAUGAACCCGCGAAGGCACGGAGAUUAGGAUGAGGAUGAUAGAACGUCCGCUCUGAAGGACAAAAAGGAACACGCGCGCGGCUGAAUGACGCUCCAAGGGCGUUGAGGUGAGCAGCAUGGAGGACGGAUGGGAGGCAGCGCGCGCACUGAACACCGGAUGAAAGAAUCGAGCGACUUUCACUUCUCUAAAGUGCACGCACGCGAGGCCACGUUCUUGUGUGUCCUGAUACUCCAUUGUCUCUCUCUGUCUCUCUCUGUGUGUUAUAGUUUAAGUGAGACAGUAACAGGUCAGUGUGUGUGUGUGUGUGUGUGUGUGUGUGUGUGUGUGUGUGUGUGUGUGUGUGUGAGAGAGAGAGAGACCUCACGCACCAUGGAUGGAGCGGUGGGCGGGGCAUCAUCGGACUCUCGGCCCCUGCGUAAUGGAGACACCAAGCGGCGCAGCAAAGGGAGUCUGCCGUCCCCGGGUUUCCGUCUCUCUCAGGCAUCUCUGGAUGGUGAAUUGGCCCCCAGACGACGCCCAUCUGUCAUGAGCUCGACACGAGAUGGUACUAGUUCGCUUCGGUCUGGCACGGCAGCAGGUACGCCCACCACCCCCGGGCCGCCUGGCACUGCACAAUGUGCUUCCGGGCCACGUACUGUGGGGUUUGCUGCGUCCCGCGCUGCCCUCGCAUCCACCUCAUCCUCCUGCACUGGUGUGGUUGUAGUAGCUGCUGGAGGUGGAGUCACAGCCGGGGCAGAACCAACCACUACCAUGACAAUGGCGGCUGGAAGUCCAGACGUUGUUCCUGGACUGGAUGGAGAAGAAUAUUACAGCUACUCAAACCAGUCAACAUUUAUGCAACGGCAACUUGGUGCCAUGUUACAGCCCGGAGUCAACAAGUUCUCACUGCGCAUGUUUGGAUCCCACAAAGCCGUCGCCCUUGAACAGGAGCGACUGAAAAGUGCCGGCGUGUGGAUCAUCCACCCGUACAGUGACUUCAGGUUUUAUUGGGAUCUACUGAUGCUUCUGUUGAUGAUGGGAAACUUAAUCAUCCUUCCAGUGGGAAUCACAUUCUUUAAGGAUGAGAACACACCACCAUGGAUCAUUUUUAAUGUGGUGUCAGACACAAUGUUCCUGGUGGACCUAGUUCUGAACUUCAGGACAGGCAUAGUGAAGGAGGACAGCACUGAAAUCGUGCUCGACCCCAAAGCCAUACGACACAACUACCUAAAGAGCUGGUUUGCCGUUGACUUCAUCUCCUCCAUCCCUGUUGACUACAUCUUCCUCAUGGUGGACCUGGAGGAGCGCCUAGAUUCUGAGGUGUAUCGGACAGCUCGAGCUCUGCGCAUCGUUCGUUUCACAAAAAUCCUGAGCCUGCUGCGCCUGCUCCGACUGUCUCGUCUCAUCCGAUAUAUCCACCAAUGGGAGGAGAUCUUCCACAUGACGUAUGACCUGGCUAGUGCAAUGGUGCGGAUAGUUAAUCUCAUUGGGAUGAUGCUGUUGCUGUGUCACUGGGAUGGCUGUCUGCAGUUCCUGGUCCCCAUGCUGCAGGACUUCCCACAUGAUUGCUGGGUCUACAAGAACAACAUGGUGAACGACUCAUGGGGUGUGCAGUACUCAUAUGCUCUGUUUAAGGCAAUGAGUCACAUGCUGUGUAUCGGCUAUGGUGCUCAGGCUCCGGAGGGAAUGACUGAUGUUUGGCUAACGAUGCUUAGUAUGAUCGUGGGAGCAACGUGUUACGCCAUGUUCAUCGGCCAUGCCACUGCUCUUAUUCAGUCACUAGAUUCCUCACGGAGACAGUAUCAGGAAAAGUAUAAGCAGGUGGAACAGUACAUGUCCUUUCAUAAACUUCCAGCUGAUGUGAGACAGAAGAUCCACGAGUAUUAUGAACAUCGUUAUCAGGGCAAAAUGUUUGACGAGGAGAACAUCCUGGGGGAACUGAGUGACCCACUAAAGGAGGAAAUUGUGAGCUUUAACUGUCGCAGUUUGGUGGCUAACAUGCCUCUGUUUGCAAAUGCGGAUCCAAACUUUGUGACUGCAGUCCUCACUAAACUGCGCUUUGAAGUAUUUCAGCCUGGUGACUUCAUCAUUCGUGAGGGGACUGUUGGUAGAAAGAUGUACUUUAUUCAGCAUGGCCGAGUGAGCGUCCUCACCAGGGGAAACAAGGAGACCAAACUCAGUGACGGAUCAUACUUUGGAGAGAUCUGUCUGUUGACCCGUGGAAGGAGGACAGCGAGUGUGAGAGCUGAUACAUACUGUCGUCUUUACUCUCUGAGUGUGGACAGUUUUAACGAGGUUCUGGAGGAACACCCGAUGAUGAGACGAGCAUUUGAAACAGUCGCAGCUGACCGAUUAAACCGCAUUGGUAAGAAGAACUCCAUCCUCUUGCGAAAGACAUCUCAGGGUGGCUCUGUGGCGAGCAGCACUCUGGGUCGUGGGGGCGGGCCUGGGCCCGGGCCCGGGCCUGGUGGAGCCAGCAGUGGCCGUGGAUGUGCUGGAUCCUGUGACAGCAUUUUAGUGCAGCAGAUUGUCAAACACGACAGCAUGCCAGCCAUGCAGGAUGUUGCUACUGGUAACUGGAUUGGGGGUACAGGAGGGAGUGUGGCUGGGGGAGUGUCCUCACACCCACGGCCAGUGAUCUGGGCUCCAUUAGUCCAUGCCCCCUUACAUACUGCAGCAGCUGCCUCAAAUGUUGCCAUUACUCUUCUCCAGCAGCAACAGCAACAACAGCAGGGCAUGUUUUUUCCCUCCACUCUCUCAAUUUGUCCCACCUCUAUACCUGCUUGCCCUUCUCCUUCCUCUUGCCCCCUCUCACCUCCACGUGGCCCCAUUCUUCCACCUCGCCAGUCCCUCAGUGCAAUCAUUACCCCCCGUGGAGGCCACACUUCCAACUCCUUUACUACUUUAGCUCCUUCUCCUUCUGCAGCAGGGCUACCGAUUAUUGGUGGAGCAGGAGUCACAAAAGCACCUUGCACUCCCAUGUCAUCAGUCCCUGCCCCUUUGCAGGCCACCAGGACGCUGCACAACCCCCGCCUUCAGCCAGAACCAAGUGUUAUGGCAGGAGGAGGGGCUAAUACAUUACCUUUCCAGAAAGCCAUGCCUCAUUACGCUGGAGCCAAGGAAGCUCUGAUGCGUCAUGUUGGAGGUGGGAGCACUCAGGGCCUCCCUUCGUUGGGUCGUCUGACUCAGGAAGCCCGUCUGCUUUCUGCCUCUCAGCCCACCCUUCUCCAUCGUGGUUGGCCACACCCACCUCUCCAUAGAAAAGCUUCUGGGGGCAACUUGCUUCCUGCUCCUUUUGUAAUGUCACAGGCUCAAUUUGUAUUGGGGGGUAGUGCAGGAGUGCUUAGCUCUCACAAUCCACAGGUGCAGAAAACACCUGCACAGACAUCUUUGCCCCUCCCAUCUCCACGCACACAUGCCCAAUCAGCCACACAUGCCACACCCUCUCCCACUAGUUCUUCCCCUGCAAAAACACAUGCUUCUUUCUCUUCAGCUCAUGUCUCUCCAGCCUCAGGUCCUGCAACUUUUUCCCCACUGAUGCCCCAAUCCCAGCAUCCAAAACCUACCCAUCCACAGUCCACUUCCCCUACUUUUUCCACUUUGGAUAUGACCUCGUAUUCUAACCCCACUCCCUUGGUACCACCCCAAACUCAGAAUAGUAAGCCCUCACCCACUUCGCCUUCUCAGCCUCAGAGUCCUCGUCCAAAACUUUCUCAGACUCCUCCUCCACCUUCUCCAUUAUCCUUCACUCCAUCAACAACUCCAUCACAUACUCGUACCCCAACACCCAUUCACACACCUGCUCCAACACCCACUCAAGCCCUACCCCCAAUCCCAGUUCCCACUCAAACCAGAACAAACACACCAGCUCAGACUCCAACAAGCUCAACAAUCCAGACCCAAAUAACAAAUCAGAUCCAAACUGUAACUUCUGUGCAGAUGCCAAAUGUACUUUCUCCAGCCCGCUCGCCACCCACUCAAAGCCCAGUUCAAACCCAGACACAAACUCAAACUGCCGCCACGGCCCAAACUCUAAGCCAAGUUACACCUCAAACUCAACCAUCUGUUUCAGCUGUGUCCCAGACUUCAGCCACUCUGCAAAUUCAAUGCAGGGGUAUACCACCAUCUCCAAUCAAUGCCAUGCAAAUGUCAGCUCAAGAAAAUACAGCCAGGUCUCCACUCACUCAAUGCCAGACCCAAGUGCUGAUGCAAAGCCAAACUGCAUCUCCCAGUAUGACUCAAACCCUGAAUUCUCUUCUAAUUCCAACCACUACUCAAACUCAGCGUUCUACUGACACUACAUCCCAAAAUCCAACUCCAGCCCAAACCCAAACUCUAAAACAAACUCCAUCUUCCUCCCUUCCAUCAUUAACACAAAAAGCUUCAUCUUCUACACUUCAGAUCCCCAAAGCAUCCCAAAUUCCAGCACCAGUUUCAACCAUUCAGCCUCCAUCCACCCUCCAAACUCCACAGCCUUCUUCUGUUCUCUGCCCAUCUCUACAGUCUCCAGCACCUUCUUCAAACCUACCUUCAGUUUCACCAGGACUUGCCAAAUCUACCACAACCUCUGAUUUAGGGGCCACAAACACUGCCUCCUUUAUGUCCACCAAGUCAGGAAAAUCAGAAACAUCUGCACUAGCAUCACAGAAAGAUUCUGAUGCACUAAGACACAAGCUUCACACUAAUAUCUAAAGGGUCGUAGGCCAUCAGAGCAAGUUUAGAUGAUGUAUUGAAUUUCUGAUUUCCACGAAGCAGAGCUGGAAAAGACACAUGGCAUUUCUUUCACUGUUAAUGAAGAAUACACACUAAACCUAUGCUAUAGAAUGUAAAGGAAGUUGUUCAGCAGCUGUAAUGAGUGAGAGAACAUAAGAUAUCAGGAACAAAUAUUUAUUUACUUUUAUUCACCAUAAAAGAAAUUAAACUCUCCCUGUAAUGAUCUGUAUAGCAUCUUAAAUAUUUCACACUGAAACACUUGGAAUCUAGAGGGUAAACAAGUGUGAUGUCAUCAUUUUCCAGCUCUGUCCCUUUCAGGCACCUUCUAUUCACCAAAGUGUAAUAUAAUGUAAAUAAUAAUAUAAAUAUAAUUACUAAUUAUAAAAAUAGGCAAGAAAUAUUUCUGUAUUAAUUAGGACCAAUUCACUCAUGAUGUCUUGUCUCAGGUGUUCGGUGUUAGUUUGAGACGGUGCAGCUCUAGUGUUCUUUAUGUACAGUAUGUAUGUAUGUACGUAUACACACACACACACACACACACACACACACACACACACA
Molecule: messenger RNA, 5984 nt
Organism: Tachysurus fulvidraco (yellow catfish)
Lineage: Eukaryota; Metazoa; Chordata; Actinopteri; Siluriformes; Bagridae
Product: potassium/sodium hyperpolarization-activated cyclic nucleotide-gated channel 2
Exons: 9
Coding region: 864-5408 (1514 amino acids)
Biological process (GO): transmembrane transport; monoatomic ion transport
Cellular component (GO): membrane
Molecular function (GO): monoatomic ion channel activity
Source: RefSeq, a predicted model, not a curated record